Trichomycterus rosablanca is the source of this 3910-nucleotide messenger RNA. RefSeq names its product septin 9b (gene septin9b). Gene Ontology annotation, biological process: cytoskeleton-dependent cytokinesis; intracellular protein localization. Lineage: Eukaryota; Metazoa; Chordata; Actinopteri; Siluriformes; Trichomycteridae. The record is from RefSeq and is a predicted model, not a curated record. Gene Ontology annotation, cellular component: cell division site; septin ring; septin complex. Gene Ontology annotation, molecular function: GTP binding; molecular adaptor activity; GTPase activity. The transcript has 12 exons. Bases 239 to 1768 code for a protein of 509 amino acids.
AAUACUUAAAGACCUCAAAACAUCCAGUUGUGCGUUAAUAAUGGGCUAUGCGUGCUUUGAAGCUGCUGAUUUAGGGCUCACGUGUACAGUCCUCUCUCUCUUUUCUUUUCUUACACUCUUUUGCUCUUUAGUGAAAAAUACUCGUCAUCAUGGCCUGAAUGUACUAAACGUAGAGGACGAUCAGAACGUAUAGGUGGAGGAACUCUCACCACUACAGCUGAACAUUACUACUGACUUAAUGAAGAGGAUGAAGAAAGCAACAUUACAGCAAGCUUUGAAGAGGUCAUUUGAGGUGGAGAAUGCAGAUUCUUCUCACGUGCGUCGUUCUCCAUCCAUUCAGCGCAGCUCCGCAUCUCCAUCCGUCAGUCGCCAUCAUGAGCUUGGUACCAAUAGUACCAACAUCUCCAAACUUAAACCACGAACCCCUGAACUGGGACCACGUUGUGCCGAACUCAACAUUGAGUUUAAUAAUGGAAAAGCCAUUGACAGCUCACCCAGCCCUGGCGUUGCUCGAUUCAACCUGAGGAGGCCCGACAGCAAAGCUCCAGAGACACAGAAGCUUUUCAAUAAGACUCCUACCACUACCACUUCGAUCAGCCGGACCCAAGUUGCUGCCAGCGCUAAACCCCCUGAGACCACGUUUAAGAGGAACGAGUCUCCAGAGAUCAGCAUCAGCAAGGCACCUGAGGUCAGAGGUCAAGAAAUUCCUCAUCAUCCUUCAAUCACAACUCCCAAUCAGAUGGGACGAAGGUCUCCCAGUAAUGAUGGACACAGGUUCGAGGACAGUAGCAGUUUCUACAGCAACAUGGCGGACAAGGGGGCAGAUAAGGGGGCAGAGUUUGGCUAUGUGGGCAUUGAUGCCAUUCUGGAGCAGAUGAGGAGAAAAGCGAUGAAGCAAGGCUUUGAGCUUAACAUCAUGGUCGUGGGCCAAAGCGGUUUGGGUAAAUCUACUUUGAUUAACACUUUAUUCAAGUCGAAGGUGAGUCGCAGAUGUGUGAUGCCCACUGACGAGGAGAGAAUCCCCCAAACCAUCGAGAUUAAAUCCAUCAGUCAUGAUAUUGAAGAGAAGGGUGUAAGAAUGAAACUGACGGUGAUUGACACACCAGGAUUUGGAGAUCAGAUUAACAAUGAGAACUGCUGGAUGCCCAUUAUGAAGUUCAUCAAUGAGCAGUAUGAGACGUUUCUGCAGGAGGAGAUAAACAUCAGCAGGAAGAAGAAAAUACCAGAUACACGAGUACACUGCUGCAUCUACUUCAUUCCACCUACAGGACACUGUUUGCGGCCAAUUGAUAUCGAGUUCAUGAGGCACCUGAGUAAAGUGGUGAACAUCGUACCCGUCAUUUCUAAAGCAGAUACGCUAACUCUAGAGGAGAGAGACUUCUUCAAAAAGAAGAUUCGCAACGACCUUAAAGCCAAUGAGAUUGAUGUAUAUCCACAGACAGAGUUUGAUGAGGAUGCAGAGGAUAGAAUGAUUAACGAGAAGAUCAGGGAGAUGAUUCCCUUUGCUGUAGUUGGCAGUGAUCAGGAGUAUCAGGUGAACGGGAAGAGAAUUCUGGGUCGAAAAACACGAUGGGGCACAGUAGAAGUGGAGAAUGUGGAGCACUGUGAGUUUGCAUAUCUUCGGGAUUUGCUCAUCAGGACUCACAUGCAGAAUCUGAAGGACAUCACCAGCAGUAUCCACUAUGAGGUUUACCGUGUCCGCCGACUCAACGAGAACAACACACAGUCUAAUGGAGAACCCAACGGAGUGCUCACACAUGAGAUGUAGAUGUUCCAUCCAUCUAUCUGUUCAUCUGAUCAUCCAUCCCUCUCUCUGUCCGUACGGACAUGUCUGGUCCAAUCUGGACUGUAGAAGUGUUCCUAACUGAGUGUAUCAAAAAAACUGAGGUCAAACGAAUCACUUCUCUACAGUUUUAUUUUACCGCCUGGAACAGUGUCAGUGCAUGUGUUUGUGUGAGUGAUCUGUAAUGUGUGUGUGUGUGUUUUGUACCGUGUUUGUACUGCAAUUGCCAAAUUCUCAUUUUCAUAAACAAUUGAAAUAUUUUGUGUGCACUGGUGAAAACUAAUCAUUAUUGAUGCACCAGUUACAUCUGGUAUUAAACUAUGGAUUGAUAUGGGAUCAGAUUUGAGAGAUUCUUACAAAUGUUGUGAGCAUAUGUGAACUGACGACACAUACCAUCCACAAGAACACACUCAAGAAACAUGAUACUACAGUGAUUAAUAAUAUGAAGUAAAUGGUGGAACAUGUCUGGUUUAGUCUUGAAAUAUGCAACCACAGCAAGCUGAGAUUGGUUGGUCUGCUGACCGGUCAGUUGGUUGGUGGGUUGAUUGGUCAUUAAUGGCUUGUUUGGUCUCUCAUUUUGUUUCACUGUUGAAAUGUGUAAAACCCUCUAUAGGAUAAUCAGCCAUAAAUAUCAUUUAUUUAUACCCAUGUGGUGCUAGUUGUGGUGCAGCAGUAGUCCACCACCACUAAUAUCCGGGUUCGAAUCUCGUCGGUCCUGUCGCUCAGUCGGGUGUCUGAUAGCUGAAGCUCUGCAGCAGACUGCAGCCCUGUCCUACACCCAGUGUUUCACAGUGGAACCGAACCUGCCAAGACCCUGACCAGGAUAAAGUGCUUAUAUUUACAUUUUCAGCAUUUAGCAGACACCUUUAUCCAAAGCGACUUACAUUACAGUUACAGUAUACAGGUUAAGGGUCUUGAUCAAGGGCCCAACAGCAGCAACCUGGCAGUGGUGGGGCUUGAACCAGUGAUCUUCUGAUUACUAGUCCAUUUCCUUAACCACUAGGCUACAGCUUGCCCUAUGGUUGGUAAAAAUAAAAUGAAAAUAAAUACCCAGGUUUGCAUUUUAGUGAUUUUAAUGAUGAUCGCUAUGCAUUUCACAUUUUAAAUGCUGUAAUUCCCUCACUCACUCACUCAUGAUUAGUGGGCACCUCAACAAGGUGAAGCCAUGUGUUUGUUUGUUUUUAGCUUUUAUCUGAAAUCUUUGGGAGCCUGAAAGUCUUUUUGUGGAAAAUUCUUUAAUUUUCCAAUAACUGCAGUUGAACCACAAAGAAACGAUUCUAAAAAAAUGUUUGUGUUGCAUCAAGAGUGAAUAUUUUAAUGUUUUACAGUGUGCUGAAGUGAAACCUGCCAUUCGUUUUAUAUUUUGAAUGUUUACUGUUGAUCAUUCGAUUUUUAUUACAGUUUGACUAGUCAGUGUUCGUUAAUAUUAUUGCGCUUAGAUAAAGUCUGUGACUCUGCAUCGCUGUCAAACAAAUAAAACAUUGCUUUGUCUUUAAAAAUAAUCUACUUCACUGAAUCAUCCUUGAUUUUCUUUUUUCUGGAUUUUCCCCUCUUGAUCUUCCAAUUUCUUCAUCUCCAUCUCCCAUUCACCCAGAUCAGUCCUAGAGGUUGCAUAUCACAGCAGCAAUGGACAGACGCCGUCCAAACAUUUGUGUGGACGCCUGGCCAGAUCAGUAACUCUACUGAGAUGCCAACUUGUGAGUUCAAACGCUCCACAAUGGUGUGCUAGAGCUUUAGACCACUGUGUCACCUGAGUGCCCCCAUCCUCAUCAGCACAUUUUAAUAUAGUGCAAAAUAACUGGAGCUGGAGCUUCACACUUCAUAGAUGGAAACAUGAAUGGAGCAAAAGUGCUUGGACACAUUAAAGGAACUUUUAAUCUAAUCAACCAAGAAAAUGAAUCUGGAUGUUUCAACAUCCAUAAAGACACAAGAACUUAAGAAGCUGAACGUACUGCAUGGUUCAGCUGAUCUCUUGACCUCAAUUCUAAUUAAAUGUAUGGGGUAUGUAAGGAACCCUUGUAACUUUGGGGGAAAAAGUCAAAGUAUAACCACAAUGCUGAAAAUGUAAGUUUUGUUCCAUAUACGACUCAAAAGCUGUAGUUGCCAAUAAAGUACUUAUGUUAUAAA